Messenger RNA from Baudoinia panamericana UAMH 10762, 1914 nucleotides. RefSeq lists its product as uncharacterized. The record is from RefSeq and is a predicted model, not a curated record. Gene Ontology annotation, molecular function: zinc ion binding. Lineage: Eukaryota; Fungi; Ascomycota; Dothideomycetes; Mycosphaerellales; Teratosphaeriaceae. The coding region runs from base 1 to 1914 and encodes 637 amino acids. The transcript has a single exon.
AUGCCACGACAGCGUUGGGAGACCGACGCAGGUUUUCUCAGGCCUACGAGUGACACGUUUCCACCCUUGGCGUUCAUUCCUGCAUACGUUGCGCUCAGCGCGUUCAACGAUCAGUUGUGCCUCAAUCCCCGCGACAAGCUGUAUGGUCUGCUGGGGGUCAUCGAGGCAGACAUACGCGCUUCAAUCCUACCAGAAUACACUUUACCCACGACCGAGACGUACAGAUCCGCGUUCAAAGCGUGUAUCAAAUCUCUACAGACGCAUUACCACAGCAGGAUUGGAACGCACGAAAUCAAAGCUUUUGGUCUAAUAGCCGCCAGACUCCAUUUAGCCUUUGGUCCCGACGAGAAAGAUAUUAGCAGCAUACGCAAAGAAACUGUCACAGAUGAGAGGCUACUAAGAUGGGUAGAGCAAAGACCACUAGGAGCUGCAUGCCCCAGCAACGGCGAGUGUCCUCUUCCGGCGAUGGCUCACGAGUGUGCUGUCCACCGCCAAGGGCUCGAGGAGUUCCGGGCGAUGUGGACAGAGAUUCUGGGGGCCUGCGAAUCUUCCAAAGCACUUGAGGAUAGACUAGAGCUUGUCCCGGAUUUCCCCGAGCCUGAGUUUGACAGCGCCGACCUCCCCUUCCGCUACAGGCAUAACGAGCGCGACACACGAUUUGCAUACGGGGUCUACAAACACAAGCUCGCAACCUCUGGUUUUCUACGUGAGACGGAGCUACUUGGGCUGCGGAAUGAUCACUUGCUAACAAGUCAUGACAUAUGCUUCUGCCUGACUUUCACGACCGUGAUCUGCGAAUGGGCAGAUGAGUCUCCAAUACUCGGCCGGGCACAAGGUCCUUACGGAAGCUACUAUGUUGACUUGGCCAGUGACUCUAAACCUUGUUUAAAAGUGCAUGAUGCUUUACCACAUCCCCACGAAGCAUCCUGCGAUAAUUGUCGAAAGAGGAUUGUUGCAGUCCGCUGGCGCUGCAUCGACUGCGCAGACUUCGACCUCUGUCAUCAAUGCUACAAAUCUUCAGCUGCUUCACACCCUGACACUCACAGUUUGGAGCCAAUAUACCAUGCAGCUUCCAUCACAGAUGGCUCUGUCGGACUCGCUGAGCAACUUAUGCUGCAUUUCCGCAGAAUCGCAUACCGACCGACGCAAGAGCUGAUUGAUCCUCUGUUGUCCGACCCGGACCAAGCAGCAGCCGUUACGGGCCCACAGCAACUAGUAGGCGGUCUCAUGUUCCCUGGGUGUCCACGCAAAGAAGUCGACCCGCCGUACUGGACCGGCAAUUUGAACUCUACCCAAGCCACUGCUGCGCCAGGCGUGCCGCAUGUGCGCUGCAUGGGUUUGCGAUUGAAGCAAACAGAUCCUCUCGAUGCGCCGCCGAACCCGAUCCCGGCUGGAUACAGAUAUUACGGCCAAUCACUAGUCGAGGUGCUAGCAGCAUUCCGAGACCAAGUCUUGGCGGAGUUCGGGAAGGACACGCUGCUUAUGCCUCUGACCAGCUCGUGGCCGGUCAUGCACCGCGUGCCGACUGAAACAGCGUUACUAAAAGCGCAGUUUCCACCGCCAUAUGACAGUGGCACUCAUAUCGCUGACCAGAAAGCGAUCCAUAAUAUACGUGGAACGUCGGGCACUGGCGUUUCUGGUCGUUUUCUGGACUUGGUCUUUCCGCUUUCGAUGGCCGAAAACGAUAAGCCGUUGCCACCUGUGCUCUUCUUGGUGACAGCGACGGCGGAGCAGCUCGAUGGAUUCGGACGAGGGACCAACGAACCUAAUUCGGCGACUAAGCUGGCGGCUGUCGAGGAAAGGUGGACUACUCUUGAUGCAGGGUUUUUCUGUCUUGGUCGAGGUGUAAACGACGUGCUGAUGCUCGAAAACACAUAUGCUUCACUAGACGCCACCACGAGGAACCGCGCUUAA